AUGUCUCACGGUGGAGAAACUGUCUGCGUCACCGGCGGAAGCGGCUGCAUUGGCUCUUGGCUCAUCUCACUCCUUCUCGACCGCGGCUACACCGUUCACGCCACCGUCAAAGACCUCAACGACGAGAAGGAGAUGAAGCAUUUGCAAGCUCUAAAAGGAGCAGAGACGCGCCUCCAUUUACACCAAAUCGACCUUCUCGACUACGACUCGAUCUCCGCUGCCAUCGAUGGCUGCGCCGGCGUCUUCCACCUCGCCUCUCCUUGUAUCGUCGAUGAAGUCCAGGAUCCUGAGAAACAGCUACUGGACCCGGCAAUCAAAGGGACGAUGAACGUGCUGACGGCGUCUAAGGAGAAAGGAGUGAAGCGUGUGGUGGUGACGUCUUCCAUCUCCGCCAUCACGCCGAGCCCCAAGUGGCCGGCUGACGUUCUAAAGAGAGAGGAUUGCUGGACUGACGUUGAGUACUGUAAGCAGAACGGAUUCUGGUAUCCGCUCUCGAAGACACUAGCGGAGAAAGCUGCGUGGGAAUUCGCCAAGGAGAAAGGUUUGGAUGUUGUGGUGGUGAAUCCGGGUACCGUCAUGGGUCCUGCUAUCCCGCCUACUCUGAAUGCGAGCAUGUUGAUGAUUUUGCGCCUUCUGCAAGGCUGCACAGAGACGUACGAGAACUUCUUCAUGGGAUCUGUCCAUUUUAAAGAUGUAGCGUUAGCACAUAUUAUGUUAUAUGAAAACCCAUCCGCAGCUGGUAGACACUUGUGUGUUGAAGCCAUAUCUCACUAUGGUGACUUUGUGGCAAAGGUUGCCGAGCUAUAUCCUGAAUAUAACGUGCCAAGCUUGCCUAGGGAUACACAGCCUGGGCUGUUAAGGGGAAAGAACGGAGCUAAGAAGCUGAUGGACAUGGGUCUAGAGUUUAUCCCCAUGGAUCAAAUCAUCAAGGAUUCAGUUGAGUAUCUCAAAGAAAAGGGAUACUUAUCCUAA
Linum trigynum is the source of this 972-nucleotide messenger RNA. Lineage: Eukaryota; Viridiplantae; Streptophyta; Magnoliopsida; Malpighiales; Linaceae. The record is from the annotation of a GenBank genome assembly.